This is a messenger RNA of Danio aesculapii, 4118 nucleotides long. It is a transcript of the gene cgrrf1, whose product is annotated as cell growth regulator with ring finger domain 1. The transcript is spliced from 6 exons. The coding region runs from base 124 to 1143 and encodes 339 amino acids. The record is from RefSeq and is a predicted model, not a curated record. Gene Ontology annotation, biological process: negative regulation of cell growth. NCBI's taxonomy places the organism in Eukaryota, Metazoa, Chordata, Actinopteri, Cypriniformes, Danionidae.
AGUUUACGUUGGUGAUUCCUGCAGGGUGACAGACAGACGCAAAGCUGGACAAGACACAAGGCAACCGCGGUUUAAUAAAUAAAACAGUAUUUAUUCGCACCGUAUUAAUGUAAAAUUUUAAGCAUGGCCGCGGAGUUUUUAGUGAUGUUGUAUGAAUACUCUCCUCUCUUUUACAUUGCUGUCAUAUCAUUAUGUUUCAUCAUCACUGUGGCUGUUGUGUUGGGCUGGUUUGGGUUUGAUGUUCCAGUCAUUUUGAGAAGUUCAGAUGAGACUGAAUCUGUCAUUCCUGUGCCCGAGAGGAAGAUGGUGCAGGUGACCAAUCCCUUCGCCCUGGAGAUCAACUGUACUUGUGGUUCAGUAACCGAGGGUGUGAGUUUGCAGCCAUGUUGUCUUGAAGACUGUGUCCUGAGCUGUUUCUGGGGCUGCGGGGUCCAGGCUCUCCAGACGGCCCUUCAGAGUCACCAGCGGGAGCUCCGGCUCCACACUGCAGAGCUGUUUCAAGAGGCUCUGGGGCAGAGCUGCCGUCACCACCAAACAUUCAAUGUACAGAAAGAAGAUAAGGAGGAAUAUUUCACCCAGAUGCCACCAGCUCUUGAAGUAACAGAUUUUGGGCUGCUGCCUCGGGAUCGAUACCCAUUGGUGGCUGUGUUGACGCUGGCCCAUUCGGAAACCAGGGACAACUACAAUAUUGCAUCUAGUGUGACCGUGAUCCACGUUCCUGAUGACAAAUACAGACUCUCCACCAGAAUCUUGUUCCAGUAUCUGCUCACAGCACACGGGACCUUGUACGAUCUGAAGCCACUGUUCAUGUCAGCAGACAACAGCAACUCAUCUGGAACCUCAGAACCUUAUGCAGGAACUCAAGGGGCGGAGCCACAACCAGAAAGAGCAGGUGAAAAGGGGGAGGAGUCUGAUUCAGAGGGGGAGUGGCCUGAUAUUCAAGGGCGGGACUGCGUGGUGUGUCAGAAUGCAUCAAUAAACAGGGUGCUUUUGCCAUGCAGACAUGCAUGUGUAUGUGACGGCUGUGUGUGCCGCUUCCAGCACUGUCCGAUCUGCCGAGCAUUUGUCUUUGAAUCAUUUGCUCUGGCUAACCGACCUGCUCAUGAUGAUGAUGAUGAUGAUGAAGAGGAUUUUACAGAUUGAAAUUUUGAAAAUGCUGUAUUGAAAGCCUUAAGUGGGAAGGAUAAACAUGAGGAGGAAACAUUGUAGCAUCUUUAUAUGGUAAAGAGAUGCAGGCAGCUGACAUGAAAGUAUGGACACUUCUAGCGUUAUUUAAAUUUUAGGCUUUUGGACAUGAGUGUGCUUGUGAAAUGUGUUAAGAUAGAGAUUUUAAGUUGUAUAGUAUAUUUAUUUAUUGCCUAGACACACACACACACACACACACACGUGUUAAACUAACAAAUAUAUUUCAAUGUGUAAUCAUGCAGUUUUUUUUUCUUCUCAGCAAAUGAGAACAACAUGAGUUUUGAUUUAUUAUUUAUUUCUUAAAUGAUGUGGAAAGAAGCAGGCCAGGCAAACACAGUUUAUAUAACUGAUCUCACAGAAUGCUAAAGAGCUGAAUGAUUUUACAGAUCCACAUACUUGGCCAACAGGUAAAGCUUUGUAUCAAACCGGGGGGCUAAACAAUGCUUCAACUGAACAACUGAAGUCACUUGAUGGUAGUGAUGGAAGCUGAACAUCAGAAUGCUUUCAAAAUGUUCACAAAAAACAAUUGCAGUAACUUAAGAAGAAAGUUUUAUGUCCAUGGACAGUAUACAGAUUACUGACCAAAAACCCCUCACAUUUAUACUCUGCACAGAAGAAUUGUGUAUGGUUUUAUACAGGCUUGUAGUCGAGUUUGGACUCCAGCUUCUUCGAGUCAGCCACCUUCCUCACAGCUUUCAUGAAAUCCUCCUGGGUCACAUACUCAUGGUCCGCACGGAUGGCAAACAUACCUGUUAGAUCAAAAAGAUACACCUUUAUCAGACCCAAAAUACACAUCACAGAUACUGUAUAUGUAGCUUUUAAAAGCACUAAAUUACACUAGGAGUUGAACGACUUUAGAUUUUAGGAAGUCGACUUUUAUAUUGUCAAAAUAGAGUCGACUAGUUGCUGGUGACAAUCAAAACACAAUGCAAAUGUUUUGCAACAUGCCAAAAUUUGCAGGAAAUAUAAACCCAUGCUGCUUGAAAGCUCAUAACACAAUGCAACAUUACCAAUCACUAGGGCCAGACAGCAUCUGCAGACAUUAUUGCUAUUUCUGCGGAAUGAUUUUAGGAGUAUCAUAACUACAAGCAUAAUAUAUGAAAUAAAAAAAAAGAAUAUUUUCUUUUACUUUUAUUUAAUGUUUACAAUGCAGAUCCAGUUAGAUCCACUUAUUUGGUGCACAAAGCAAGUCUCUCACAUAAUACAAUCUACAGAAAAUCUGACUUUACAAUCUGUAUUGUAAAUAAAUCAUAUCAACAUUUAAUAUUACUAUUAUUAUCACAAUAAAAUUUGUGAAAUCAAUUUAAAAACUGAAUAAAUCUAAAUUUACACAAGUAAAUAAUUAGACUCAAUAAUGGGAUGAUAAAAAUCUGCGGAUUUCUGCACACGCAGAUUACAUGUGGGCCUACCAAUCACUAAUUUUAGUGCAAAACACAUGCACCGUCAACACUUUCAUUUCAUUAAUGAUGCAACAUUAGCACCCGGGCUAGUUUUACUGCCAAAUAAAUGCAGUCAACACAUUGAUCACGGCACGUACUGGUAAGAAUGUAACAAUAACAGACAUUUUAGUGCAGAGGUAAUGUAUACGUCGUCAGCACACAGAUUCAUGUGAAGUUAUUUCAUCACAUAACACGCGAAAGCCAUACUGUUAAAAUCAGAGUAUUAGCCCCCCUGAAUUGUUAGUUUAUUUUUUCCCCCAAUUUAUGUUUUCCAACACAUUUCUAAACAUAAUAGUUUUAAUAACUCAUUUCUAAUAACUGAUUUAUUUUAUCUUUGCCAUGAUGACAGUAAAUAAUAUUUGACUAGAUAUUUUUCAAGACACUUCUAUAAAGCUUAAAGUGACAUUUAAAGGCUUAACUAGGUUAAUUAGGUUAAAUAGGCAGGUUAUUGUAUAACGAUGAUUUAUUCUGUAGACAGUCGAAAAAAAUAGCUUAAAGGGGCUAAUAAUUUUGAUCCUAAAAUGUUUUUUAAAAAAUUAAAAACUGCUUUUAUUCUAGCCAAAAUAAAUAAAAAUAAGACUUUCUCCAGAAGAAAAAAUAUUAUCAGACAUACUGUGAAAAUUUCCUUGCUCAGUUAAACAUAAUUUGGGAAAUACUUAAAGAAAACAUUCAUUCAAACGGGGCUAAUUAUAGACUUCAACUGUAGGUUAUAACAUUGUAAGCCUUAUUACACAGUCAGCGAUUUGCUCAGACGCAUAUUUUACUGCUAGAAAGCUGCUCAAAAUCCUGCUCAAGUCGGGCAAUUUUCAGUUACUGGCUUAUCUUGGUUAUCAGAUGUCUCCUUGAUCCACAUGUUCACCCCGUUCACCGGGGACGAUAUUACACUUGCUAUUAAGUUUGUCACACCUCCGGCGGUUAUUCCCUUUUCUUUUAAUAGCAUUGGAUAUGCAUAUCUGUAAAUAUGUGCACGGUAAAUUCUUCUUUUACAAUGUGGAAGUAAGCUCUUGUCCGUCAACAUGGUUAGACUACCGCUUCAUUUGCUGCUAUGGGUAAAUGACUUGAAUAACAAAUAUUGCAGUAAAUGGUCAAACUUAGUGGCGCUACAAACCAGUGCGUUUACGACGAAACAUUAAGUUUGCAUCAAGAUAAGCAGUUUUGUACGGCUAAAAAUCUAUGCAAGUGAAUGAGAUUAGACGCUCCUAUGCAAAAAAUAAGGUGGAUAGUAAAAGUCACAGUACAACAAAUCAAGUGACCAAUGGUUUGUUCUGUAUUGUGGCUUUUGCAGUGUGUGAUAUUGGUGAUCUAUGGAUAUAUCGUAGUUGUUGCAUUAGCGAUUUAUGAACUGACACUUCUGAGUACACACCAAAUUCAGAUGUAAUUAUUCACGUGACUAGCUUAUAUACAAAGUCAUGGCAGUGCAUUUCCAGCGAUCAGCAUGUAUGACGAGGAAUGUAACGAAUUCGCCUGUUAAAUAAAACUUGAGCGGAAAAUUCA